UAAAUUUCUCUUUUAAACAGUAUAUAUAGUAUAAAUAUCAAUCUCUUUACAUAUUAUGAUGACCAUGGAAUUUGUCUGUAAUGGCUGAACUGAAGCUGGAUCAUAUAGCAGCUGCUUUACAAGAUGUGGAAACUAAAAAAAAGACGUCUGAACAUGUGGAUAACAAAAAUUUAAAUGAUGUGCUAACUAAUAUACAGCAAGAUAUUACUCAAAUGAAGCAAAAUGUUCUGAAUAUAUUAAAAAAUGAUUCAUCUGUGGACUAUGUUAGAAUUAAGUCACUUUUUGAGCAGAUGGAAUAUGAUGUUCAGAAGAAGAGACAAAAUGUUAUCUCUCAAUUUAACAGCAAACCUGCCACACUGACUGCUUCAUCUGUUUUUUGGCAAGAUAAAGUAAGUACAAGGAAUGAUCCAUCAGAUGAAAAACCCUUGCUUGCUCUGCCCCAACCAGGUGGUGAUGUUAAGAGCAAAACGUCGAAUGUUUCUCCUGGACAAAAGUUUCUUGCAUUGCAAAAAUUAAAAAGUAUAAUCAAUCCAACCAGACCAGAUGCACGCUCUAUUUUAAAUAAAUAUUACGGUGUCCCUUUACCCUUUGAAGAUCAAGGUUCAAACAUGGUUUCAAAAGAAAGACAGCAGAUUACAGGUUUAACUCUUACCAGAGCAAAUAUGAAACACAUAGCUAAUAGUGUGGAAGAAAAGGCUGCAUCACAGUUAUCCAACACUCCAUUACCUGUUCAACAAAAAAAAGUGGUUCUUCAUCAACCUGUCGAUGCCAAACAAUACAAGGGACGGAACCUGUCAAAACCUCAAUAUAACUUAGCUUUGGUUAGAUUCGAUGAAGCAUCUCUUACAGAUGCCACUGAUUUACACUGCAAACAACAUCAGCAUAACUUAGAUGCAGUAGAUGGAUUCUACAACAAGGAGAUGCAAUCACCUGAAAAAUCUUCUCCGUUACGUUCAUCCUCCACGCAGCUCAUGGACCAACAUAAGAUAAAUAAAGCGAUUGCACCUAUGUCCACACCAGCAAGUGAUUUAGCACAUCGACCACCUCAUAGAUUUGUUAUUCAAAAUGGUCGGGUAAAUACAUCAUCCCAAGAUUUUCUACAGUUUAAAAAAUAUUAUUGUUUAUCAUGGGAAAGUGUAUCAAAUUUGCUUUUAAAGUUAAAGAAAGUCGUGCUGGAUUACUCUAUACCUAUUGCAUUUAUUGAUGGUGACAGACUGGCUGAUCUUGCUAUGUUUUUUGAACUCGGACCCAAACCCACCAUCAAGGACCUACUAAUGUGUGUACUAAAUAGCAAAGACGUGGAGUGCAUAAUCCUUAUACCAGGACGUCGAUACAUAGCUCCAGAUGGUGUUGAAGCAGCUUCAAUAAAAAUUCAAUCGACAUGGCGCUGUCACAGAAAACACACUGCUUAUUUAGAAUACCGUAGACGGAAGUGGGCUGCAGGUAUUAUUGCACUUACGUGGAUGAUGAAAUGCAAAAUGACUAUGAUCAGAUCAGUGUUAAAGCAAAACCAAAUUGUUUACUUGCAAAACUUUCGCAAAAGAGCACAGGAAUUUCAAAACAGCUGGAAGAAAAUAAAGACUUCAAAACGAGUUAUUGUACACAUUCCUUCAUUAGGCUACAAUACUGUAAUUCGCGACAGUCUGCAUAAUAUUUCAACCCUUCAAAAUAAUCAAAUUGGUAGAAUCUGUGACGUCAUAGAUCCUGACACCGAAGUGAUCUACGUUUGUCCGAUACAAAUAAGUGAAGAGCUGCAAGACUACUACUUGAAAUUGUUGCAUGUUGUUUCAAAUGCCACUGGGCAAGAUUACAAUGCUUUAAAAGAAAGAUUAAAAAUUAUAACUCCAAAUCAUUUUGAUAAGUUUCCACAACACAAUCUGUCGUUAUCCACAUUAUUAAAGUACAGUACGAAAACGAUUCUCAGAAUUAAAGGCUUAAUAAAAGGAAAACAAGCGUACAUUGUCCCUGGAAUGAUGAAUGCUGAUGAUUUAUUUGUUUCGGAACAAUUAGGCAUUCCAAUUCUUGGUACAGAACCUGACUUAGUGCAGUUGUAUUCAAUGAAGUCGGGUGUGCGACGUAUCUUUGAAAGUGCAGGGGUCACCUGUGCGCCUGGUGAGUAUGAUGUCUACAGCAUGCAACAGAUCUACGAAACCUUAGCCAGACUUGUAACGGAAAAUUUGAACGUGACAAGGUGGUUGUUUAAAAUGGAUAAUCAGGUCGAUGGGCGUGGAACUGCUUAUUGUGAUGUCACACCCUAUCUUUCUUGUUUGGAGUAUGCCCUUAAAGAAGAGGAGCGAUAUGGAGAGAAAUGGAAUAAAAAAUGGGCGUAUGAGUCAGUAUAUAAUACCAUCUUGUUGGAAAUUCCAGAAAUUCUUAUGAAUUAUGCAACUCCUGACAAUAAAAUUGUCUAUCCAACGUGGGGUGAAUUUUUGACACAUUUUUUGGCCCAAGGUGGAAUUAUCGAAGCGUGUCCACCAUCGGACAGCACCACAUCUAUAACUGCUAAUGUACUAAUCGAACCUGAUGGCGAAAUAAAAAUACUCUCUGUGGCUGAUCAGAUUCAUUCAACGUCCCGGUACAACUGUUGGGGUCACACAAUACCACAAUCAUCGAUCAAAGCUGAUGUCAUUAACUCUCGUGUCAAUUCCAUAAGCUGUGCGUGCAAGAAUCGUGGCAUUGUUGGAUAUUGUUCCAUUGAUUUUGUUACGUUUAUCGAUCCACAAACGGACUCACAAGUACUAUGGGCGGUUGGAUUGGGUUUGUCAUACAAUAGCAGUUACUCGUUGAUACGUUGGAUGACAGUGCUAACCAAUGGUCAUCUCAAUGUAAUGAAGAAUACGUUUGAAGUUGAUGUGGAUGGAAUUACUUCAAUGCGCACUGCCUACAAUUCACGACGGAAGAAAGUUGAUAGGGAAAAAUCAAAGGUAGCUGAGAAAAGUCCACGUUAUUGCGUGUUGAGUACGAACUUACACCAUACCAACCUAAAUAACCUUCAUUACAGCGUAUUUUUUCAACUUUGCAAGGCUCAUGGCAUUGGAUACGACGAAAAGUUAAAAGUUGGAACAACAUUCACUCUGAUGGACCACAUACGAAAAGACACAAUAGGAAUGCUGACUAUAGGUGAAUCACUACACAAUGCAGUGUCCUCUUUCGCCAUGAAUCUUUCUCUCAUUCAUCAGGAUAUAUCAUCACCCAACAUGCAAGGCGUAUCCAACUUUAAGGGUGCUGUUGAAGAUCUAAAAUGUGUUCUCAAAUGCCUUGAAAUUAAUAUGAACUUACAUCAACGAAAUGUUUCCACAGUCAAAUCAAUGAGAUCAGAACGCCAGGUGAAAUCAGCGAGUGACAGCGCCCCCUCAACGGACAAAGAAGAGAUUUCUCGAAGCAACGAGACUUUUUUUAAAAAAACACCAAUUUCUUCAUCGAGUGCACAUUGUUUUUCCAGUCAUGAUUGUGUCGAUCACCGGUUUCCUUCCUCACCCGUUUCAGGUGGAGAUGAAAAUGUAAUAUAAUAUAUUGUUGGUUUGAUUUUCUUUAAAA
This is a messenger RNA of Hydractinia symbiolongicarpus, 3537 nucleotides long. RefSeq names its product IQ domain-containing protein H-like. Lineage: Eukaryota; Metazoa; Cnidaria; Hydrozoa; Anthoathecata; Hydractiniidae. The record is from RefSeq and is a predicted model, not a curated record. The transcript has 29 exons. Bases 81 to 3509 code for a protein of 1142 amino acids.